Molecule: messenger RNA, 1491 nt
Organism: Acytostelium subglobosum LB1
Lineage: Eukaryota; Evosea; Eumycetozoa; Acytosteliales; Acytosteliaceae
Exons: 3
Coding region: 1-1491 (496 amino acids)
Cellular component (GO): membrane
Source: RefSeq, a predicted model, not a curated record
AUGAAUGCAACUUUGGCAGAGGCAGCCGCGAUUUCAGCAGCAGCAGCAGAAGUAGCUGGUGGUAAUGGCUACUGGUCAAUAGUAUCAUCGUCAAGGAUUGUCAGCACUAUAUCAAGCUAUACUUAUAAUACGUCAGUGUUCUCACUGUCGUUCAUUGGCUUCUUUGUAUUUGGUUGGAUAUACUUCCUAAAGAUACUGUUUCGCGACUAUGAAGUCAAGCGAGUCACCGUACAACUAUCAUUCUCAAUGAUGUUCGCUCUCUCCUGCACCAUGUUUGAGCUGAUCAUCUUUGAGAUCAUGGAUAUCAUGGAUAGAGAUUGGCGAUACAUGUGUUGGAAGUUUGAUCUCUUCAUGAUGCUGGUAGACCUUGUCAUUGUCCUGCCGUACUAUCAGUUCUAUCUCUUCUUCUCCACAACUGGUAGACAGUUAAGAACACAUAUAUUAAGCUCAUUAUGCCUUGGUCUAUACUUGAUGUUGUUCUGGUGGAUUGGUAAUCCAUUCCCAAUAUUGAAGGAGGAUAAUGGAACGGUAUCAUUUGAGAUGGGCAUUGGUAGGAUUGGUAUCAUUGGUGUGACAGUGAUGGCAUUGCUCUCGGGUUAUGGUGCCGUCAUGUCACCUUACCUCUACAUUACAUACUUCCUGCGGCCCGUCAAAGACAGCACAAUCACACAGAUCGAACGACAACUCCAGCACUCACUCGACAAGCUGUUCAGCAAGAAGCGAAGGAUACUGCUGGCGAGAAAGGAGAUGCUCAAGCGCAAUUCAAUGUCGGCCAGCUCUGGCCAGCCACGCGCCGCCACACUCUUGUCAUGGUUCACAUCGAUCGUCCAUCGAACGUCACAGCCCACGGACGACAUCAAGCAGCUCGAAUCAGAGACCAAGAUACUGGAGGACUUGAACCGCGAUCUGUUCUCCCAGCUGCACGAGCUCAAGCUGGAGAAGGAGCGCAUCGUCUUCUCGACGACAAGACUGGGACGAUUUUACAACUGGCUGGGCUACUUCUUCUCUGGCUACUGCGUGUACAAGGUUAUAAUGAGCGUGCUCAACAUUGUGUAUGAUCGUCGUGGCGGCAUGGAUCCGGUUAGUCGCACAUUUGAUAUCAUGCUGCGAUACCUGCACAUUGAGGUGGACGUGCAGUUCUGGUCGCAACCCAUCUCAUUCUUGAUGAUUGGACUGAUGACGGCCAGCUCUGUGCGUGGCUUCCUCAAUCAGCUGAUGAAGAUAUUCCAUGAGUAUAGUAGCAGCAUUACAUCGAACAACAUUGUACUGGUACUGGCACAGAUCAUGGGCAUGUACUUCAUCUCGUCAGUGCUACUAAUGCGAACCAGUCUCCAUGAAGACUACCGAGUGAUAAUCACACAGAUUCUUGGUGACAUUGAGUUCAACUUCUAUCAUCGGUGGUUCGACUUCCUCUUCCUGGCCAGUUCAUUCCUUACAGUUCCAGCCAUCAUCUAUAUGAACAAGUCUAUUCAACAUCUCUCCGAAGAGUAG